UCUCGAGCACCAACUCCCCAAAGAAAGAGAAUCUGAUCUCAAACACCUCUAGAACACCACUCGGCCAUGUCCGGCCAAUACUGGUUCCCUAACAUGCCCAUCCCGGAGAUCAUGACCGCGCUGAACGAGUGGAACAUCUCCGUGAGCACGGAGCAGCUCGUGCGCCCCACCGAGCGCUUCGUCACCGACGUCUACGCCCAGUUCCUCGUGCAGGUCACGAGCGUCACCAACGAGGCGCUCGGCGGCGCGGUCGAGAACGCGCUCGCCGAGCUCGACGAUCCGAAUCCUGACCUGUACAAGUCGGCCAUCGCGCACAAUUUUCUCGUGCAGCACGUCGCGCGGUUCGCCGCGGCGGCGCGCAUCACGGACUUCAGCAGCAAGGACAUGGCGUACCCGGACGCGGAGCGCACGCGCUUCAUCCUCUCCGCGUUCAUCAACUUUGUCAAGUUCACCGAGCAGUGCGAGCCGUUCGUUGCUAACCUCCGGCAGCGCGCGGAGCAGGUCGUCGACGAGCGCGAGGCGGCCGCGAGCGCGCGCGCGCAGAUCGAGGGGCGGCUGAACGCGCUCAAAGCAAAGCGCGCGGAAGACGAACCGCGCGUGGACGCGCUCCGGCGCGAAAACGGGCACCUCACCGCGCACCUGCUCGCGACGAAGGAGACGACAAAGGCGAUCAGCAAGGACAUCGAGGCGCUCAAGGUCGAGAAGGCGGCGGUGCUCGCGCGCAAGGAGGGUGUGCUGGCGGACACGGCGCUGCUCAUGGACAACGUGUCGCGCACGCGCGGGCGCAUCGUGCAGAGCCCCGAGCGUAUUCGGCGUAAUAUCUCGAGUAUGGGCGCGAGUGCGGCGGAGGACCGCAAGACGGUUGCGGCGAAUGAGGCGAAGGCGAGGGAGCUGCAGACGAAGGUGGGGGUGUUGGCGCAGAUUGAGAAGGAAGUACGCUCGUGCGUCGAGCAGCUGCAGACGAUCGAGAAAGAGGCGAUCGCGCUGGACGCGUCGCAGAAGGAGCUCGCGGAUCUGCGGGACUCACUGGAUUACCGCCGGAUAGAGCGCAGCGAGCUGCAGAUGAAACGGGAGCGCGCGCACAAACAGCUUGCCAAUGCACACGAGAAGCUCGAGCGGGCAGCGCGGCACGCGGAGGAGCGGCGGGCGGCGGCGCAGGCGACGCUGGAUCGGCUUAAAGACGAGUACGACGAUAUGCUGCGGGAGCGGCAGACGAACGACGCGGAGAUCGAGGGGCUCCGCGGGGAGGCGGACGAGAUCGAGCGGCAGAUGGGAGAGCACCUGCGCAAGAGCGAGGGGGAGAUCAACGAGCUGUUGGCGGAGUACUGGAAGCUGCGACACGAGACGGAGGUGUAUAUGGAGACACUGGCGAACAAGCUGAAUAUGAGCGUCGAAGAGGCAUAGAUUCGGACAUGCAGUAUUCUUUUGUGGUGAUUAUAUGCUCGGGUAUGGGUGCGAGGGGUCCCAGUGGGGGUGUGGAUGACUUUAUUAUAGCAAUGUAAUGUGUACUAUACGUCAUAUAUGACACAGCUGCAAUUUGCCGCGGCUACGCAGCG
Messenger RNA from Coniophora puteana RWD-64-598 SS2, 1556 nucleotides. RefSeq lists its product as uncharacterized. The transcript is spliced from 8 exons. Gene Ontology annotation, cellular component: kinetochore; Ndc80 complex. Lineage: Eukaryota; Fungi; Basidiomycota; Agaricomycetes; Boletales; Coniophoraceae. Gene Ontology annotation, biological process: mitotic spindle organization; kinetochore organization; attachment of mitotic spindle microtubules to kinetochore. Bases 67 to 1404 code for a protein of 445 amino acids. Gene Ontology annotation, molecular function: protein-containing complex binding. The record is from RefSeq and is a predicted model, not a curated record.